Messenger RNA from Phalaenopsis equestris, 757 nucleotides. RefSeq lists its product as uncharacterized. The transcript has a single exon. Lineage: Eukaryota; Viridiplantae; Streptophyta; Magnoliopsida; Asparagales; Orchidaceae. The record is from RefSeq and is a predicted model, not a curated record. The annotation marks the transcript as partial.
AACCCUCCCCCCUCCCGAAAAUGGAAGAAAUACAUCUUCAAACAGGGCGAAAAGAAGCUUUCCGACAAGAAGGACAGAAAACCCUCUUCCACCUCCGCAGAAAUCAACAUCCACAUCUGGCCUUUCUCAAGAAGCCGAUCCUCCGGAAACAGCCGCCCAAAUCCCGCUCCCACAUCCACCGCUCGGAAGACAAGCAGCGCUCCUUGCUCCCGCUGCAACUCUCAUGGCGAAUCUUCGAAACACUCCGCCGGUACCUCUGGUUCUGUUUCCCCUGUUUCCCCUGCCGCCGUGCUUCGCAAGUGGACGCCGAAUCAAGCCCGUGCAGGGGGGAUCUACCUGGGCCGAAGCAAUCCCGUAUGGCAGAUCAGAAGACGAGCUGUGCCGUCGGGGAAGAAGGAUAAUGGCGGAGCGGGAGUCAGCAGGGUGCUUAAUCUUAAUGUCAACACGUGCAUUGGGCAUCAGAGGACUGCGAGCUGCCGGGAUUGUGAGAAGGAGGGCGAGGUGUUUGCAGAUGAUCGGAGUCGCAGUGGAGGCGGCGGUGAUGCGGAUGGAGGAGGAAGAGGAGGAGAAGUUGAGGGUAAUGGCGGUCUCUUUAACCUUAAAGCUAUCUUUACUAGGAAGGUUUAUUGAUCUGUAAGGCUUCAAGUUCCAUUUUUUAUCUGUGUUUUCUUCUUUUCCUUCCACUCGCUGUAAAUCGGAUCGCUUGUAGUUGUGCCUGCUAGUUUUGCCUAUCUUAAUGGAAGAUUAUUUUAUUUUU